GUAUUGUGUUGUUUAGUGAGUGGGCGUUUACUUUUUUGUCACGAUCCCCGAGGAACUAAAUACCGGAAGCCGAAAUUCCCGAAACACCCCUCCCUGGUUUGACUUAAACGACAUUAUGCCGAUGCAUAGAUACACAUUGCAGGAAGGGUAACGAAUCUGAAGUCGAAAUUAUAAGUUUCUUUGGAUGUUGGGAUUGUGGGGGAUGGAGUGUGUGGCGGAGAUGACGAAGGUGGCGCAGCAGAAGGGGAGUGAUCCUCUGCUUUGGGCCGUUCAGAUGUAUUCCAAUUUGAACUCCGCCGGAGAGUCUCUACCCUCCCUCCAACUCGCCGAGUUUUUGGUCUCUUACAUUUGCUGGGAUAACAAUGUCCCUAUUCUAUGGAAGUUUCUCGAAAAGGCAUUGACGCUUCAGAUCGUUCCUCCUAUGCUUCUCCUCGCUCUCCUUUCUGUCAGGGUUAUUCCAUGUAGACAUGUCCAACCUGCAGCGUAUAGGCUAUAUUUGGAACUUGUCAAAAGACAUGCUUUUGAACUUAAAUCUCAGAUAAACAGGCCAGAUUAUCAAAAGGUCAUGAAAUCUAUAGAUGCUGUUCUUCAUCUUUCCAACAUAUUUGGCAUGCCACAAAGUGAGCCUGGCAUUCUGGUGGUUGAAUUUAUUUUUUCAAUUGUCUGGCAGUUGCUUGAUGCAUCAUUGGAUGAUGAAGGUUUACUGGAAUUUACUCCUGACAAAAAGUCUAGAUGGGCUACACUAUAUCAUGACAUGGAACUGGAUAGGCAUGAUAAUUAUAGUGAACAAAGGACUGAACAUCAUGAGAAAUUGCAAAAUGCAAAUACACUUAUGGCUGUUGAGAUGAUUGGGCAGUUUUUGCAGGAUAAAAUAUCUUCAAGGCUUCUUUACUUGGCUCGCCAAAAUUUGCCUGCACAUUGGCUUAGUUUUACUCAGAGGCUGCAGCUGCUGGGUGCAAAUUCAUUAGCAUUGAGAAAAUCAAGAACUCUAAGUCCCGAGGCACUUCUGCAAUUGACUUCAGAUUCUUGUAUGGUCUUGUCUCGGGAAUGCAAAACAAAUUCACAGAAAAAGUUCCAAACAGUUAUGUCUUUUGAAUAUCUUUCUUCUUCUGCCUCACUAUGUCAUGGUGCAAGUCAUUCUGCUCUCUGGAUUCCUCUUGAUCUGGUGCUAGAGGAUUCCAUGGAUGGCUAUCAAGUUAGUGCAACAAGUGCCAUUGAAACAAUUAGCGGUUUGAUAAAGACCCUGCGAGCAAUAAAUGGCACCUCUUGGCAUGACACAUUUUUAGGCCUUUGGUUGGCAACUCUUCGUCUUGUUCAAAGGGAAAGAGAUCCUAUUGAUGGCCCAAUGCCUCAUCUUGAAACUCGCUUAUGCAUGCUCUUGUGUAUCAUACCUCUUGUUGUUGGCGAUCUUAUUGAGGAGGAGGAGGAAAGGACACCGGUUGAUGAAAAAGACAAUGGUCCUACAGGUUGCUGGAAAGAGAAAAAGGUUGCAGGAAAAUGUCGUGAUGAUUUAGUCUCAAGUCUCCAGGUAUUGGGUGAUUAUCAAAGCUUGCUCACUCCACCUCAACCUGUUCUUGCUGCUGCAAAUCAAGCUGCUGCAAAAGCAAUGCUAUUUGUUUCUGGCAUCACAAUAGGGAGUGCAUAUUUUGACUGUCUCAACAUGACAGAGAUGCCAGUUGACUGUUCUGGAAACAUGCGUCAUCUGAUAGUUGAGGCUUGUAUUGCCCGCAAUCUACUGGACACAUCCGCAUACCUAUGGCCAGGUUAUGUAAACGGACGUAUCAAUCAAAUACCUCAGUGUAUGCCAGCUCAAGUACCUGGCUGGUCAUCAUUUAUGAAGGGAACCCCACUUACUUCAGUGAUGGUUAAUGCUUUGGUUUCAAGUCCUGCUACAAGCUUAGCAGAACUGGAGAAGAUUUUUGAAAUUGCAAUUGAGGGAUCUGAAGAUGAAAAGAUAUCUGCUGCUGCCAUUCUUUGCGGGGCAUCCCUAAUUUGUGGAUGGAAUAUACAGGAACACACUGUACAUUUCAUUCUUAGGUUGUUAUCUCCACCAGUUCCUGCAGAAAACACUGAAGGAAACAACUAUUUGAUUAAUUAUGCUCCAAUACUGAAUGUACUCUUUGUUGGAAUUGCAUCUGUUGAUUGUGUGCAAAUAUUUUCACUCCAUGGCUUGGUUCCACAGCUUGCAUGUUCAUUGAUGCCAAUCUGUGAAGUUUUUGGGUCAUGUGUACCGAAUAUCUCAUGGACACUAACAUCAGGGGAAGAAAUAUCUGCCCAUGCUGUGUUUUCAAAUGCAUUUAUUCUUCUUUUAAAGCUAUGGAGAUUUAACCGGCCUCCACUUGAAUAUGGAAUUGGAGAUGUACCCACAGUUGGUUCUCAAUUAACUCCUGAAUACUUACUAUUAGUACGUAAUUCCCACUUAAUGUCAGCUGGUAACAUCCACAAAGAUCGCAACAGGAGGAGACUCUCAGAAAUAGCAAGUUUAUCAUCGCCUAAUUCUGUAUUUGUUGACUCCUUUCCAAAAUUAAAAGUGUGGUAUCGGCAGCAUCAAGCAUGUAUAGCUUCAACACUCUCUGGUCUUGUCCAUGGAACCCCAUUUCAUCAGAUUGUUGAGGGGCUUCUUAACAUGAUGUUCAGAAAGAUUAAUAGAGGAAGCCAGACUACUAUUACAUCUGGAAGCAGUAGCUCUUCUGGACCUGCAAAUGAAGAUGCCUCUAUAGGUCCAAAGUUGCCUGCUUGGGAUAUUCUUGAAGCCAUUCCCUUUGUGGUUGAUGCUGCUCUUACAGCCUGUGCUCAUGGAAGACUGUCUCCACGUGAGUUGGCAACAGGGCUUAAAGAUUUAGCUGAUUUUCUUCCUGCAUCUCUGGCAACCAUAAUAAGUUACUUCUCUGCUGAAGUAACUAGAGGAGUUUGGAAACCUGUAUUUAUGAAUGGAACAGAUUGGCCUAGCCCCGCUGCGAAUCUACUGAACGUUGAGGGACAGAUCAGGAAAAUUUUGGCUGCGACUGGUGUAGAUGUGCCUAGCCUUGCUUCAGGAGACAGCUGUCCCGCAACACUUCCAUUGCCCUUGGCUGCCUUCACAAGCCUUACCAUAACCUACAAAGUUGAUAAGGCAUCAGAGCGUUUUCUUAAUUUGGCUGGCCAAACAUUGGAGAGCCUCGCUGCAGGUUGUCCAUGGCCUUGCAUGCCAAUUGUAGCUUCCUUGUGGACCCUGAAGGCAAAACGUUGGAGUGACUUCCUUAUCUUCUCAGCAUCUAGAACUGUCUUCCUCCACAACAGUGAUGCAGCAGUUCAACUUCUAAAGAGCUGCUUCACAGCUACCCUUGGCAUGAAUAGCUCUCCUAUCUCAAGCAGUGGUGGUGUUGGAGCCCUACUUGGACAUGGAUUUAAGUACCACUUAUGUGGAGGGCUUUGCCCUGUUGCUCCAGGAAUUCUCUAUUUACGUGCGUAUGGGUCAAUCAGAGAUGUUGUUUUCUUGACGGAAGAAAUUGUUUCCAUCUUGAUGCACUCUGUGAGGGAAAUUGUAUGCAGUGGCCUGCCAAGGGAUCGAUUGGAAAAGUUGAAAGCAAACAAAGAUGGCAUAAAAUAUGGACAGGUUUCCCUCGCUGCUUCAAUGACUCGGGUGAAGCUUGCUGCUGCCCUCGGGGCCUCUUUAGUAUGGAUAUCAGGAGGGUUGAUGCUGGUUCAAUUAUUAAUAAAAGAAACUUUGCCAUCCUGGUUUAUAUCUGUUCAGAGAUUAGACCAAGAAGAAAAGUCAGGUGGAAUGGUUGCAAUGCUUGGUGGAUAUGCACUUGCUUACUUUGCAGUUCUUUGUGGUGCUUUUGCUUGGGGGGUUGAUUCAUCAUCAUCAGCUUCAAAGCGACGUCCGAAGGUUUUAGGUACCCACAUGGAGUUUCUGGCAAGUGCACUUGAUGGUAAGAUAUCACUAGGAUGUGAUUCAGCUACUUGGCGUGCCUAUGUGUCAGGUUUUGUGAGCUUGAUGGUAGGUUGCACACCUAACUGGGUGCUGGAAGUAGAUGUGCACGUGUUGAAGAGACUGAGCAAUGGGUUGAGGCAGUUGAACGAAGAGGAGCUUGCUCUUGCUUUGUUGGGUGUUGGUGGAGUAGGUACAAUGGAUGCUGCAGCUGAGCUCAUCAUAGACACUGAAAUAUAAACAUUUUCACUAUUCUGAGGGCACCUUUGCCUUUUAGGAUGAGUUGUACAUUAGUUAAUUUUCAUGUUUAUAAAGUUGUGCAGCAUGUUGAAUUAACAGUUUUGUUGAAAAGUACCACGUAUUGGAAUGGAAAAUUUUGUAUCUAUAACGUUCAUCUAAUGUUAGCAACUUGGUAUAUCCAUCCCCAAUUCGAUGAAUGUCCUCUGUUUUAUUGUGUGUCA
Molecule: messenger RNA, 4374 nt
Organism: Glycine soja
Lineage: Eukaryota; Viridiplantae; Streptophyta; Magnoliopsida; Fabales; Fabaceae
Product: mediator of RNA polymerase II transcription subunit 33A-like
Exons: 12
Coding region: 185-4153 (1322 amino acids)
Biological process (GO): regulation of phenylpropanoid metabolic process
Cellular component (GO): mediator complex
Source: RefSeq, a predicted model, not a curated record